AUGAGUCGUUGUAACUUUGUUGUUUGGACGGCUGCCACAGCCAUAGCCACCACCGCUAUUGUCGAGGCGCUACAUUUUUAUUUCUCCAAGUCCAAAAACCAGGUUUUGGGACCCACAACCAAAGAAGUUGUGUCCACGAUCCCAGAUUUCUCCGAAGAACUUAUUAGAGAGCAGCUUGCAAGAAACUAUGCUUUCCUCGGUGACGACGGUAUGCGGAAAGUUCGUGACCAGUUUGUUGUUGUUGUUGGUGCUGGUGGAGUAGGAUCCAACUGUGCGACUGCCCUUGUUAGAUCUGGAGUAUCGAAAAUCAGGAUCAUUGAUUUUGAUCAGGUCAGCCUGUCUUCCCUUAAUAGACACGCGGUUGCCAUUGGAAGGGAUGUUGGUACGCCAAAGGUGGAUUGUCUGCGGAGACAUUUGCUCCAGAUUGCGCCUUGGUGCGAGAUUGAGGCCAUCAACACUCUUUUCACCAUCGAGAACGCCGAGUCAUUAAUUUUGAAAGGCAACCCUUCCUAUGUUGUUGACUGCAUUGACAAUAUCGAUACCAAGGUUGAUUUGCUCACUUUCUGCUACGAAAAUAAGGUGCCUGUGAUUUCUUCGAUGGGAGCAGCUUGCAAAAGUGACUCCACAAGAGUGAACAUUGCCGAUAUCUCUGCUUCCGACGAAGAUCCUUUGGCUCGUUCUGUCAGGCGCAGAUUGAAGAAGAAGGGGAUCAUAAAGGGCAUUCCAUGUGUCUUCUCGAGUGAGAAGCCGGACCCCCGUAAAGCAAGCCUGCUCCCUCUUCCCGAUGAAGAGUUCGAGAAAGGUCAUGUGGACGAGUUAAGCGCGUUGCAAAAUUUCCGAGUGCGGAUCUUACCGGUUUUGGGCACGAUGCCAGCCAUGUUUGGCCUGACGAUAGCGACGUAUCUCGUGACCACCGUGUCUGGAUAUCCCGUGGAGCCGAUUGAGGGCAAAAAUCGGAUUAAAGUCUACGACGGCAUCUUGCAGAGCUUGGCAGGACAGCAGGCCAGACUUGGGCAAAAAGAUCAGCGCGUACAAAUUGCUAUGAGUGACGUGAACUACAUCUUGGAAGAGGUGUUCCGUGGAAAGUCGCCUAUCAGCGGAUACUCGACAAGGUUAGCGCUUUCUAGAUGGAAAAAAGACGAGCCACUCUCGUUGCAAAACGUGGUGAUCAUGACUAAGGAGGAACAAAAAAUACACGAGGACAGAGUUCUUCUAGGCGGCGAGAAGCUAGAGGAUGUCUACUCCAAAGAAGUUCUCGACUUGGUGGCGAAAAGAUUCGAGGAGGAAAAAUACUAUUCCAAGUUCCGUUGA
Messenger RNA from Ogataea angusta, 1311 nucleotides. RefSeq lists its product as uncharacterized. The transcript has a single exon. Gene Ontology annotation, molecular function: ubiquitin-like modifier activating enzyme activity; tRNA threonylcarbamoyladenosine dehydratase activity. The record is from RefSeq and is a predicted model, not a curated record. Lineage: Eukaryota; Fungi; Ascomycota; Pichiomycetes; Pichiales; Pichiaceae. The coding region runs from base 1 to 1311 and encodes 436 amino acids. Gene Ontology annotation, biological process: cyclic threonylcarbamoyladenosine biosynthetic process. Gene Ontology annotation, cellular component: mitochondrial outer membrane.